CACUCGAGGCAAACCUUUCCUCCAGCCUCGCUCCUCGCCUCCCGGCUCUCCGGAGCAGGUGCGAGCCCACCCCUCGGUGCCAUCGCUCCCCGCUCCCCCUUCGCCCUCGCCGGCGCCGGAGAGAGCGAGACGCCGGAGCGGGGAGCGCAUAGCAACAGGGUGCGGGAUGAAGCAGCUCCGGCAGCAGCAGCUCCGCAAGCCAGUGCCACCAGACCUGCUGGUGAGCCCCAGCAGCCAGGACGGGGACCUGGGCUCGGAGUGCCCCGAGGACAGAGGCACCUGGACGGGGCGCUUGGAUUUCCUGCUCUCCUGCAUCGGCUACUGCGUGGGCCUCGGCAACGUCUGGAGGUUCCCCUACAGGGCUUACACCAACGGAGGAGGAGCUUUCUUGGUUCCUUACUUCAUCAUGCUGGCUAUCUGUGGGAUCCCCAUCUUCUUCAUGGAGCUGUCACUUGGCCAGUUCUCCAGCCUAGGGCCACUUGCAGUGUGGAAGAUCAGCCCUCUCUUUAAAGGCGUUGGCAUGGGCACGAUCCUCAUCGUCUCCCUGGUGGCCAUUUACUACAAUAUGAUCAUUGCUUACGUUCUCUUCUACCUCUUUGCAUCCCUCACAAGCGACUUGCCCUGGCAGCACUGUGGCAACUGGUGGAACACUGAGCUGUGCCUGGACCACCGCGUCAUCAGGGCGGGGAACAGCUCCCUCCCCAUCAACAUCAGCAACACCGUCAGCCCCAGCGAGGAGUACUGGAGCCGCUAUGUCCUGCACAUCCAGGGCAGCUCGGGGAUUGGGGAUCCUGGGAGCAUCCGCUGGAACCUGUGUCUGUGCCUGCUCCUGUCCUGGACUAUUGUUUAUCUGUGCAUCCUCAAGGGAGUCAAAUCCUCUGGCAAGGUCGUGUACUUCACUGCCACCUUCCCAUACCUCAUCCUGCUGAUGCUGCUCAUUCGUGGUGUGACCCUGGAGGGGGCCUGGAAGGGGAUCCAGUUUUACCUCACUCCCCAGUUUGAUCACUUGCUAUCUUCCAAGGUGUGGAUCGAGGCAGCCCUGCAGAUCUUCUACUCCCUCGGGGUGGGCUUUGGGGGCCUCCUCACCUUCGCCUCGUACAACACCUUCCAUCAGAAUAUCUACAGGGACACCUUCAUAGUGACCCUGGGCAAUGCCAUCACCAGCAUCCUGGCAGGGUUUGCCAUCUUCUCUGUUUUGGGAUACAUGUCCCAGGAGCUUGGGGUCCCUGUUAACCAGGUGGCAAAAGCAGGUCCUGGUCUGGCUUUUGUGGUGUACCCCCAGGCCAUGACAAUGCUCCCCCUUUCUCCAUUCUGGUCGUUCCUGUUCUUCUUCAUGCUGUUAACCUUGGGCCUGGACAGCCAGGUGAGGACAGAGCCCAGGGAGCCAGGCGUGCCCUCCAGGCAGCCUGGGGGCUCAGGGGACCCUCUCCUCCUGCAGUUUGCAUUCAUGGAGACCAUUGUCACAGCAGUGACCGAUGAGUUCCCCUACUACCUGCGGCCAAAGAAAGCUUCCUUCUCUGCCCUCAUCUGCCUCGCCCUCUUCCUCAUGGGGCUCAUCCUCACAACAGAGGGUGGGAUGUACUGGCUGGUGCUGCUGGAUGACUACAGUGCUGGCUUUGGGCUCAUGGUGGUGGUGAUCACCACCUGCCUUGUGGUGACACGUGUCUAUGGCAUGAAGAGGUUCUGCCGAGACAUCCACAUGAUGCUGGGAUUCAAACCAGGCCCCUACUUCAGAGCUUGCUGGAUGGUCCUGUCCCCAGCAACGAUGAUGGCUCUGCUGGUGUAUAACAUUGUCAAGUACCAGCCUUCUGAGUAUGGCAACUACCAAUUCCCCACCUGGGCAGAGGCCCUGGGCAUCCUCAUGGGUGUGCUGUCCUGCCUGAUGAUCCCCAUGGGCAUGGUGGUGGCUGUGCUCCAGGAAGAAGGGACGCUGUGGGAGCGGGUGCAGCAAGCCAGCCGGCCGGCCACGGGCUGGGGCCCGGCCCUGGAGGAGAACCGCAGCGGCGCCUACGUGGGCAGCCUGGCUGGCAGCCAGUCCCCCAAGCCCCUGAUGGUCCACAUGAGGAAAUACGGGGGCAUCACCAGCUACGAGAACACGGCCAUCGAGGUGGACCGGGAGAUGGAGGAGGAGGAAGAGGAGGAGUCCAUGAUUUGAGGGCGCCCGGCGUCCCGCAGGCUGGGUGGGAGCUCGCCUCCCAUUUUGCACAGGUUGCACUGCAGCACUUCAGGACAGCUUGGGGGGGUCUUUCAAGGAGUAGUCAGGAGCUGCUGACCCUGCCAGGUUCCCCAUCACCACCCUGGCCCUGCCAGGACAGAGCUGCUGCCUGUCCUGGUGCCCCGUUGUGUUUCUGUUCAGUGUGACAAACUGUGUGAUGAGUCUGUGUUUGUGUGACAGUGUCUGGUUGAAGUGUCACAGCUGUCCCACUCCCACCCGCAGCCCCAGCCCUGCUGUCCCCUCUCAGGGCUGUCCAGGGUGGAGGGAUGUCCAGCUGCAGGAGGUGGAGAGGACGAGACGGAGCUCCUGUGUGUUGAUCUGUUCUCUGUCUGUAUUUGACUCCAACAACCCAUAAACACAUGUGAGAGAAUCUGUACCAGCCUCCAUUCCCAGAGGACAGCUUGUGCCAGAGUCCCACAAAGGUAUUCCAACAAAACCAGCACAAAUCAGUGUCCUCCUAAAGCAAUUUGACCUAAUAAAUGAACAGUUAUAAACAAGUAGAAGAAUAAAA
Molecule: messenger RNA, 2726 nt
Organism: Melospiza georgiana
Lineage: Eukaryota; Metazoa; Chordata; Aves; Passeriformes; Passerellidae
Gene: SLC6A7
Product: solute carrier family 6 member 7
Exons: 13
Coding region: 167-2155 (662 amino acids)
Biological process (GO): sodium ion transmembrane transport
Cellular component (GO): membrane
Molecular function (GO): L-proline transmembrane transporter activity
Source: RefSeq, a predicted model, not a curated record